CAUUCUUAUAAUAUUGACAUACAUAAAACCAUAAAACUCUAUAAACACUACUCUAUUUGCAUGCAUUAAAUCACUUCAAAUAAACUCUACUUAUCCAAAAAAAAAAAAUAUCAAAAUUGAUCCAACUCCUCAAUCCAAAAAAAAAUGUACUCUACUCCGGACCGUUUACCGAUCCAAAGGAACAAUAGGGAGAACCAACCCCAACCCUUGAAGCGCCACCACACCGCUCGCUACUACGUCCACCGAGUCCAUGAGAGCCUCUCUACACGGGUCUCCAAGAUGAUCUGUGCCAUUUUCUUGAGUCUUCUUCUUAUAGUUGGUAUCAUCUCUUUCAUACUGUGGCUUAGCCUACGCCCCCACCGCCCAAGAUUUCACAUUCACGAAUUUUCGGUUCCGGGUUUGGGCCAAGAUACCGGGUUCGAAAAUGCCCGAAUAACCUUCAACGCAUCUGCCCGUAACUCCAAUCACAACAUAGGGAUACGUUAUGAUUCUAUGGACGGGUCGGUUUACUACCGAGAUCAGAAGAUCGGGUCGACUCCACUUAUAAUGGAACCGUUUUACCAAGAGCCUAAGAGCACUAGGCUCAUAAACGCUGCGUUUAGUGGGGCCACGUUGACCGUCAACAGCCAGCGAUGGAGGGAAUUCAUGAACGAUCGUGCCAAAGGAACGGUUGUGUUUCGUCUAGAAUUGACGUCCACGAUUAGAUUUAGAGUGUCGUCGUGGGAGAGUAAGCGCCAUCGGAUGUAUGCCAACUGUGAUGUGGAUGUGGGCCCCGAUGGCCUUAUCUUGAAAAUUUCCAAGGAUAGGAGAUGCCCCGUCUAUUUCGCUUGAUCAUUUUCCACCUUUUUUUUUCUCUCUUUUGUAUUUAUAAAUUGGGUUUCAAUUAAUUUGUUUCAUUUGCUCUCUAAUAUGCAUUCACUUUGUAAUUUUUUUAAAUAGCUAUAUAUUAUUAUAUAUAAUUUCUAACUUCGAUCAGACUUUAUUUUACGGUGGAUAGUGAUAAAGAAUUAAAGAUGUUUCUGAACAUGAGGUGAAAAAUCACAAAUCACUUACUUAUUGUUUAAUUAAAGUUUCUCUUUUACAUCUAAUUUAAAUUUUAUCAUCUAUUCGUUAACUAGUGUAGUAAAUUUUGAUCAAUUAACUCGAAUAUUGAUCACAAUUGCAUCAAGAACUAGAAAUAUGUAAAAAUUAGUUAAAUUAUAAUCUGGUUUAUAAAAAUGUUGAAGAAAAUAAAUGAAAUUUGUCGAGAUGAACUUAUUCAAAUUGAGUCUAUCUUUUGUAAAGUAAUCGUAUCAUCAUUUGGUUAUCGUAUUAAAUGCUUUCAUAAGUGACAUAAGGUAGUAGUAGUUUCAUCUACCAAUUAUUUUGGUUACAU
Molecule: messenger RNA, 1375 nt
Organism: Cannabis sativa
Lineage: Eukaryota; Viridiplantae; Streptophyta; Magnoliopsida; Rosales; Cannabaceae
Product: NDR1/HIN1-like protein 26
Exons: 1
Coding region: 145-831 (228 amino acids)
Biological process (GO): defense response to other organism
Source: RefSeq, a predicted model, not a curated record